AUAUCGAGCAGCGCCAUGGGCAUCGAUUUCGAUGUGAACGAUUACAUCAAAACACUCAAGAAGGACGCAGGCCCAUUCAAAUGUCCGAUGUGUGAGAAGACGUACAAGUCGGUGAUAGGAUUGCAGUAUCAUCUGAACAACUAUGACCACGAUAACCCGUCCCCGGCCGUACCAGCCUCGGUGUCGACUCCCAUCAAGCAGAAGGGCCGCAAGCUGAAGGUGGGCGUUACACCGAAAAACCAAAUUGCUUCCAGUCCACCGAAGGAAGGGAUUACAUAUCUCGAAACGGAACACCUCGUACGUCUGGAUUGUAAUGGCAAGACAGUGAAAAUUCCUGUGCUGGACGCUCUGCCUGUAAUGUCACUCGAGGAGUACGAGAGCAAAUGCAAGACCGUGUCCGAUUUCGAAGCAUUUGCCGUGACGCCGCCGGAAGAACCGGAAGUGCAGCUGCCGGAGGGCAAAUUUAAGGAGAUCGAAGAUUACACAAUCUGUGAUGCACCGGCCCGGCCAAACGCUUACAUCCGUUUCAUCGAAAAAUCGAGUGAAGAGCUUGACGGGGAGGUUGAGUACGAUGUGGAUGAGGAGGACACGACAUGGCUGAGCAUUAUAAAUGAACGGCGCGCGGCACAGAACGUUGGACCGGUGCCGGUGGAUUCGCUCGAACUGCUGAUGGAUCGGUUGGAGAAGGAAUCGUUCUUUCAGGCGGCUGCUAACGGUCAGAAUGGAGCCGUGGUGGACGAUGAUGCCGUGUGCUGUAUCUGCAUGGACGGGGAAUGUCAAAAUACGAACGUGAUUCUGUUCUGCGACAUGUGCAAUCUGGCUGUGCAUCAGGAUUGCUACGGUGUGCCGUACAUUCCCGAAGGGCAGUGGCUUUGUCGACGGUGUUUACAAAGUCCAAGUCGUCCGGUCGACUGUGUUCUGUGUCCCAACACCGGUGGUGCGUUCAAGCAGACAGAUCAUGGACAGUGGGCCCACGUCGUGUGUGCAUUAUGGAUCCCGGAAGUUCGAUUCGCCAACACCGUGUUCCUGGAACCGAUCGAUUCCAUCGAAACCAUUCCAGCGGCCCGAUGGCGCCUUACGUGCUACAUCUGCAAACAGAAGGGCAACGGGGCGUGCAUUCAGUGCAACAAAACGUAUUGUUACGCGGCAUUCCAUGUUACCUGUGCCCAGCAGGCGGGUUUGUGCAUGCGCAUGGAUACGGUGAAAGGCUCAGACAGCAAUCCGGUUGUGGUACAAAAGAUGGCCUACUGCGAUGCGCAUACACCACUGAAUGCGCUUCAGACAACGCCGGGCAAUUCGCCUGAGGGCGGCCCUCCAACGGAUGCACGAGAGGUGACGCGAGAGAAAAUGAAAAAAGCUCGGAAGCUGCUUGCAUUGAAACGGACUAGCGCACCGGUCAUUCUCAUACCGACGAUUCCACAGAACCGCAUCGAGGAAAUCUCAUCGUUGGUGAAUAUUCCGAAGAAACAACAGUUCAUUCAACGUCUGAUUGCCUAUUGGACCCUCAAGCGUCAAUAUCGGAACGGAGUUCCACUGCUGCGUCGACUACAAUCGCAGGGUCAAGCGCAAGGAACGGGUAUCCCCGGUUGUCGUGAUCGAACUGAUGGCUCGCCGGACGCUCAAGAGCUCUACCAGCAGCUAAAGUAUUGGCAGUGUCUCCGACAGGAUCUGGAGCGAUCCCGACUGCUGUGUGAGUUGGUGCGCAAACGUGAGAAAAUUAAGCUCAUUUUGAUCAAGACCACAGAACAGCUUGUAAUGGCUACAUUGAACCCGAUCGAAAGUGUUUUGCAUCGAAUAUUGGAUCAGCUGGAGGUGAAGGAUGAUAAAGAGAUCUUUCGCGAACCAGUAGACACGGAAGAGGUGCCGGACUACACCGACAUCGUGAAGCAUCCGAUGGAUCUGGGCACGAUGAGACAGAAGCUGAAACGUGGAAUGUACGUUCGCAUUGAAGAUCUGGAACAGGACUUUGCGUUGAUGAUCCGGAAUUGUCUGGCAUACAACAACAAAGACACCAUGUUCUACCGAGCGGGCGUACGGAUGCGAGACGCCGGUACGAUCGUUUUCCGAACGGUGCGCAAGGAACUCGAACGAGCUGGCCAUUUCCAACAGCCACCGCCCGUGGAGUCUGUGCCUUCAAGUAUUGCUGCGCCUGCCGGAAGUAGUAGAUCGAUCAGUUCCAGCGAGGAUAACAUUGCGAUGGACAUAGAGAAUGAACUGACGAAGAUUACGGGACAGUCGGCAAACGCGGAACACAUCGGCAAGCUGCAGACAUUGUUGAGCAAAGCGAACGGAAUACGCCAUGCGUUGACGCGCUCGAAGCGCAUCAAACAGAUUCGCAAUGAGAUUGCGCGCGUGAAGCGUGCGAUCAGCAAAGAUCCGGAGCGUGCCUUGGUAAACGAUCGCAGUAUAACCUCCGAUUUGAUUGGAUCAGCAGCCAGUUUAUCAUCGCUCGGUGGAGCCGCUUCAUCGUCUCUGGCCGGUUCAACGCAUUCGCCGAAAAAGUUAACUCAUGCCAUACAUGCGGACCCCUCUACCAGCGGCAUUGCGGAUCUGAUAGGAAGCGGCCUUUCUGCCGCUCAGAAACAUCACCAAAUCACACCAGACGUGAGUCCGCAUAAAGUGCUUAACAACAGUCCUUCGCCCUCUGGAGUUAAUCGAAGAACGGCGGUUCUGUUCACGCGUAAAGCUCAGGCGGCGUUAAAGAAGCCGGAAACACCGGCGAAACAGGAUGGUCCAGGUUCUGGAACCGGAGCUGGCAGUAGUGGAGGUGGCCCAAGCGGACCAACUGUAACCCCAAUGACAACGACGGAACUGCUUCAGAAGACGGCAAAAAAGAUCAAUCGUGGCAAGCGGAUUGGCAAAAGUGGGAAGAGCAUUGAAUCGUUCCUUGAGGCAACGUCCGCUUCGGCACUGGACGGCAAACCGGUGGAACGGAAAUCGUUGGAAGCCAUCCCGGACAGUUUUCGUGUGUACCGUGGACAGCAGGAUCGGGAAAUUAGCGACUCGGAGAGUAAUCUCAGCCUUACUGGAAGUACCUGCAGCAGCUGCAGCGGAUUUAGUGGAAGCGGAACCGAAUCGGAAUUUGGUUCUAGCAAUGACGAUUCAUAUUGCGACUCGGAGAUGUCCACCAACAGUGAACCGGAUGUGGAGUCAUUCCCGGAGAAGCCGGCACUGGAACCGUUGAAGCUAGUGUGGGCCAAAUGUCGAGGCUAUCCGUGGUAUCCGGCGCUGAUUAUCGAUCCAAACAUUCCGAAAGGCUUCGUGCAUAACGGUGUGCCGCUGCCCGCUCCUCCGACCGAUGUACUGGCCCUGCGCAGCAACUACGAUGAGCCCGUCUUUUUGGUGCUAUUCUUUGAUGUGAAGCGUACUUGGCAGUGGUUGCCGGUGGGCAAGCUGGAACUGCUCGGCGUGGACAAGGAGCUUGAUCAAAGCAAGCUGAUCGAGUCGCGCAAACCUACCGAACGAAAGGCAGUCAACAAGGCGUACCAGGAAGCGCUCCACUAUCAUAGCCAGGUUUCGAGUGCGGAUGGUCCGGCUGGGAAGUUAUGA
Molecule: messenger RNA, 3549 nt
Organism: Anopheles marshallii
Lineage: Eukaryota; Metazoa; Arthropoda; Insecta; Diptera; Culicidae
Gene: Br140
Product: bromodomain-containing protein homolog
Exons: 4
Coding region: 16-3549 (1177 amino acids)
Biological process (GO): regulation of transcription by RNA polymerase II
Cellular component (GO): MOZ/MORF histone acetyltransferase complex
Molecular function (GO): protein binding
Source: RefSeq, a predicted model, not a curated record